AAUGUCUAAAGGAAAAGUUUGUUUAGCAUACUCUGGUGGUUUGGAUACCUCCGUCAUCUUGGCCUGGUUAUUGGAACAAGGCUAUGAAGUCAUUGCCUUCUUGGCCAACAUUGGUCAAGAAGAAGACUUCGAGGAAGCUGAAAAGAAGGCAUUGGCCAUCGGUGCUACCAAGUUCGUUGUUGUUGACGUCAGAAAGGAAUUUGUGGAACAAGUCUGUUUCCCAGCCAUUCAAGCCAACGCUAUCUACGAAAACGUCUACCUCUUGGGUACCUCCUUGGCCAGACCAGUCAUUGCCCAAGCUCAAAUCAAGGUUGCUGAAGAACACGGCUGUUUCGCUGUUUCUCACGGUUGUACCGGUAAGGGUAACGAUCAAGUCAGAUUCGAAUUGUCUUUCUACGCCUUGAAGCCUGACGUUGUCGUCAUUGCUCCAUGGAGAGACCCUGAAUUCUUCAACAGAUUCGCUGGUAGAAACGACUUGUUGGAAUAUGCUGCUUCCAAGAACAUUCCAGUUGCUCAAACCAAGGCUAAGCCAUGGUCUACCGACGAGAACUUGGCUCACAUCUCUUUCGAAGCUGGUAUCUUGGAAAACCCAGACACCACUCCUCCAAAGGACAUGUGGAAGUUGACUGUCGACCCAACCGAUGCCCCAGAAACCCCAGAAGACUUCUCGGUUGUCUUUGAAAAGGGUUUGCCUGUCAAGUUGGUCCUUGACGGUGGUAAGAAGGUUGUCACCGACCCAGUCGAAUUAUUUAUCGAAGCCAACGCUUUGGCCAGAAGAAACGGUAUUGGUAGAAUUGAUAUCGUUGAAAACAGAUUCAUUGGUAUCAAGUCCAGAGGUUGUUACGAAACCCCAGGUUUGACCAUCUUGAGAAACACUCACGUCGAUUUGGAAGGUUUGACCUUGGAUCGUGAAGUCAGAGCCAUCAGAGAUCAAUUCGUCACUGUCACUUACUCCAAGUUGUUGUACAACGGUAUGUACUUCACUCCAGAAUGUGAGUAUGUCAGAUCCAUGAUUCCACCAUCCCAAAAGACCGUUAACGGUGUUGUCAGAGCCAGAGCUUACAAGGGUUCUUUGACUAUCUUGGGUAGAUACUCUGACACUGAGAAGUUGUACGAUGAAACCGAAUCUUCUAUGGAUGAGUUGACCGGCUUCUCUCCAGAAGACACUUCUGGUUUCAUUGCUGUCCAAUCUAUCAGAAUCAAGAAGUACGGUGAAGCUGCUAGAGAAAAGGGAACUACUUUGGAGUUGUAAGAGUAAUUAAUGGAUAAUGUAAAUAUAUGAUAAUUAGACAAGUCGUAGACAGGCCCCAUAGACUUUAAUUUCAACAAUAGUUGUGGUA
Molecule: messenger RNA, 1340 nt
Organism: Suhomyces tanzawaensis NRRL Y-17324
Lineage: Eukaryota; Fungi; Ascomycota; Pichiomycetes; Serinales; Debaryomycetaceae
Gene: ARG1
Product: argininosuccinate synthase
Exons: 1
Biological process (GO): L-arginine biosynthetic process; urea cycle
Cellular component (GO): cytoplasm
Molecular function (GO): ATP binding; argininosuccinate synthase activity
Source: RefSeq, a predicted model, not a curated record